GUAGAAGCAGAGGUACAGCAGUCACGAUGGUAUAGCGUAGGUCCUUCUACCGUCCCCAAGCAGCCAAGUGGGAGUGAGAUUACCUUGGUACAGCGGCCGUGGGCCUAUUUACCUUCACACUCGGCUCCAAUGAACACUGGCAAAAUCCUCAGCAGUCAACUCGUUGCUCUGUCGAUCCUUUCGGUAUAUGGGAUACCAGAAAAAGGACUGUUGAAAGUACCUAGGAUAUACAAUGUCUUACUAUCAUCGAACGAAAUGCUCGUGCCGAGUCAAGCCUAUCCAGUAAUCUCGCCAGUCCUUCAGCCCAUCAGUUCAGUAUAUUUUUCACAAAAGAGCUACGAAUUGAACGCCGAAACGACAGAAAAACCGCAGGUGACAUCGUACGAGAUGCCAUCUCAUCCCAUCGUAGAGCCAGUGCUGUCGCAGAAUAUAAAAAACCACAAGCCAGUAAACGCCGAUAUCCCUGAUGUUCCACCACCCCCAUUGCCAUUUACAAUUAAAGAAAAACCUCAAAAUAUGCAAAAUGUCUAGAACAGUUAAUAUGUGAUAUGUAUUUUAUAUUUUUAAAAUAAAUAAAUAUUUUAAUUACUUUGUGCCACAUGUUAA
Messenger RNA from Cimex lectularius (bed bug), 606 nucleotides. RefSeq lists its product as uncharacterized. NCBI's taxonomy places the organism in Eukaryota, Metazoa, Arthropoda, Insecta, Hemiptera, Cimicidae. The coding region runs from base 130 to 531 and encodes 133 amino acids. The transcript is spliced from 2 exons. The record is from RefSeq and is a predicted model, not a curated record.